CGCUGGAGGAAGAAAGGGAGAGGAGCGGCCUGCCUCGAGUUCUUUGGAGACUCCUCCGGCGCUCAGAAGUUUCUAUCUUCUGCAUUUGGGGGUCAAGAUGGCUAAUUCGGAAAUGGAGCAGGAUUUGCAGCGGUUCCUUCAGAACGUAGAUGAAGUUACCAACUUGAUUCAAGCCAUGAAUUCGACCAUCCCGGUCCAGGCGGAAGUCAUCGCAGAGGCAGAGAAAUUGCUCAGCUCCAUGGAACUCAAAGAGGGGAAUAAACGGAAGCCCCAGGUGGACAGGACAGUCAUCAACACGCGAGCACCGGAUUUGCCAAAUCACGAGGAAAUGAUGACUCAAGAUGGCUUCAUGGCUGCUUUAGAAAAGGAUGCUGAAGAGCGUGCGAGGAGAAGGAAGGAAAACGAAGCCUUUGCAAGUGCACUGAAAGACAAAGGGAAUGAUGCUUUCAGCAAAGGAGACUAUGAAGCGGCUAUUGAGAAGUACACAGAAGGCCUAAAGAAGCAGAAGGACAUGCCCAUGCUGUAUACCAACAGAGCCCAGGCUUACAUCAAGUUGCAGAAGUAUGACCAAGCCAUCAACGAUUGCAACUGGGCUUUAAGGUGCGAUGAAAAAUGCAUCAAAGCCCUCUUCCAUAUGGGGAAGGCAUACUUAGCCCUGGAGAAGUACAGCAAGUCCAGAGAGUGCUACCUGAAGAUUUUGGAAAUCGACCCCCAAAAGGAGAAGCUGUGUAAAGGUUGCAUCGAGGAAGUCGACGCGGAGGAAAAAACGAAGCGCGAGGAGCAGAGCGCCAAGGAGGCCUUUGAAUCGGGGAAGAGCACAGCGGUCUUUGUGAGCCAGUUGCUGGAGAAGCUCAGCGUGCCUGAUAACAGCCCCUCCUACUAUGCAAAAAGGAUCAGGAUCUUGACCGCCGCAGUGCAAGAUUGUACCGAGCAGACCUUGUUUCGGACAAACAAUGGAUUCAGUGUCAUCAAUGACAACGAGGUCAUCAGACGGCUCCUCCGCUCCAAGACCAAAUCACCUGCUGAUGUGGAGCUGACUCUGUCCGUUCUCCUCUUAUGGCAAGCUGUUUGCAAAGGGAAUGAGGAGAACCAGCGCGUCCUUCUAACUCACCCCGAUGUGAACUUGCAGCUUCCAAGCCUGUUGCUUUCGGAGAGCCCCGAAAUCCAAGAGCAGUGCCUGGGUCUGCUCUCUCUCUAUGCGGAUACCGAGAGCGGGAGGAGCUUACUGGUCCGACACCUGGACACCACCAAGUGGCUGCAGCUCUUCCUGUCUUUCAUCAAGCUUUCUGACAAACGGGCCCGCUACGCCAUGAACUUGCUGAUCGGCUUAAUCGCAGAGGAUAAGUUCAAAAUCCAGUGCCGCAUCAAGCUUUCCACGGAGGCUUUGCCACUCUUCAUAGAGUUGCUGGGUUCAGUGGAGACGUUGAAUGAGGUGGUCCUGGCGCAGUGCAUUGCUGUAAUGGGAGACCUCUGCUCCGAUGUGGUCAUCCAGAUGCAGAUGGCCGAAAGCCAGGAAUGCUGGGAGGCCUGCGUGAAGUUUGUGGAUGAAUGCUGGGUGGAAGGCAAGAUCACACAAUACCCAGAGAGUCUGUAUGCAGUGCUUGGCUUAAUGAUGAACCUCUCCCUACAGCCCAGCUUGGCCGUUCAGGAAUUUGCCGAAGAAAUAACUAAGAGAUGCAUGUCCCUCCUCAACAACAAGGAAGAAAGAAUUGUGACUCGAGCCGUUGGGCUUCUCAGCCGCAUCCUUCCUGGCAGUCUAGUGGCGCUGGAAGAGGCCAUGAAGCAAGGCGUGGUGAAGAAAAUGGUCAAGUUCCUGAAGAUUGGAGAGGAGACCACAUCUGGCUAUGCCUUGAAGACCCUGGCGGUUUGUGUCAGAAACAGCCGGCAGGCUGUGGAGCAGCUUGUGAAGUCAGACAAAAAAUGUAGCACAUUACUGAAACGCCUGCGUUCGCAGAACGAAGGGGUGGCAGGAAACGCGGCCUUCUGCCUCGGGAAAUGCCUGGAGGUCCCUGGGACAGCCACAGUUUUGCUCGACACAAAUGUUGUGAAAAUCCUCUUGAAAGUGGCCGGGAGGGAGGCGGAGAAGACUGCGGUGCAAGAGAACGCUGCCAUCGCUUUAGGGAAGCUCUGCACCGCCGAUGCCAGGCACACCAGUCGGUUGCGGGAGCUGAAUGGGAUGGCGGUCCUCAACGAAGCCAUGAAGCAUGUGCAGCACUGAUUUUCAAGACUCUUUAAAAUGUUCUACAGUUUUUAAAAACAAAAGCAAAUAAAGAUGUUGAAUAGGA
This is a messenger RNA of Anolis sagrei ordinatus, 2285 nucleotides long. RefSeq names its product tetratricopeptide repeat domain 12 (gene TTC12). Gene Ontology annotation, molecular function: protein binding. Gene Ontology annotation, cellular component: cytoplasm; centrosome. Gene Ontology annotation, biological process: axonemal dynein complex assembly; sperm axoneme assembly. The record is from RefSeq and is a predicted model, not a curated record. NCBI's taxonomy places the organism in Eukaryota, Metazoa, Chordata, Lepidosauria, Squamata, Anolidae.